Corythoichthys intestinalis (scribbled pipefish) is the source of this 6256-nucleotide messenger RNA. It is a transcript of the gene llgl2, whose product is annotated as LLGL scribble cell polarity complex component 2. The transcript is spliced from 26 exons. Lineage: Eukaryota; Metazoa; Chordata; Actinopteri; Syngnathiformes; Syngnathidae. Gene Ontology annotation, molecular function: GTPase activator activity; myosin II binding. The record is from RefSeq and is a predicted model, not a curated record. Gene Ontology annotation, cellular component: cytoplasm; cortical actin cytoskeleton; plasma membrane. Bases 309 to 3275 code for a protein of 988 amino acids. Gene Ontology annotation, biological process: regulation of establishment or maintenance of cell polarity; cortical actin cytoskeleton organization; regulation of Notch signaling pathway.
GGCGGAGUCAAAUUUUAAAGCUGCUUGUCUUAGAGUAGCUGCUACAUCGAACCCGCGAAUACGUCUUAACCCCUUCAAAUCUAGUUUUUUUUUUUUUUGUCGCCCCCGCCCCACAUAAUAACUACGUUGAGGAUUCUGUGAGCACUGUACUGUACGAUUUCAUUUUAAUUUAUUUGACGCGACAAGGAGUUCCAACUCUCAUUGACACUGGAAAAGAAUUCCGCCGAAUAGUGAAGACCAACUCGAAAACGACCGGUUUUGGUUUCAGUGUAUAAGUGGGGCUAAAGGCUCCACGCUGUCGAGUCAGGAUGAAAAGGUUCAGACGACAUGGCCACGAGUCCCAGAGAGAUAGACUCAAACAGGACCUUUUCCAGUUCAACAAGACGGUGGAGCAUGGCUUCCCACACCAACCGAGUGCCCUCGGCUACAGUCCCUCUCUGCAGCUGCUGGCAAUUGGUACCCGUUCUGGAGCAAUAAAAUUAUAUGGAGCCCCAGGGGUGGAGUUCAUGGGUCUCCAUGAUGAGAAUGCCGCAGUCACACAAAUCCAUUUCCUACCCCGCCAGGUUGAGCUGGUGACUCUACUUGAUGACAACAGUUUGCACAUGUGGACUUUGAGAGCCCACACAGGACUUUCAGAGCUUCUAGAGAUAGGACGCUUCACUCUUACUGGUCCACCAGGUGCCCCUCCAAGUGUGACCAGGGUGACGGCAGUCUUGGCCCACUCUUCUGGGGAUCUGUUGCUGCUGGGAUCGGAAGGGGGGCAUGUCUUUAUUGUUCAGGUCCCUGGCUUCAGAGAGCUCGAGGAAAGGAACAUCAGCCUUGCUUCAGUUGCCAACAGUGUACCAGAUGACUGCAUGGGGCAUAGAAGUUUAGAACAUGUUGAAGCCUUACAGGAGAACCCAGUCAACCCUAAUCACAUUGCUAUUGGUUAUGGACGAGGUCUAAUUGUCAUUUGGGAUCUUGAAAAACGUCAUGCCAUCCAACACUUCCCAGCAACUCAGCAAUUGGAGAGCUUAUGGUGGACAGAGGACAGAGGAUACAUUCUUAGUUCUCACAGUGAUGGGAGCUAUUGUCGUUGGAAGUUUGGUGAGGAAGAUGAAAACGAGAUUGAGAAAUCAGACAUUCCUUAUGGACAUUUCCCUUGCAAAGCGAUUUCCAAAAUAGUUCAGCUGCAUACAAAAGAGGGGACACCAUUCCUCCUCUUCAGUGGUGGCAUGCCAAGAGCAAGUUUUGGAGACAGACACUGUAUCACUGUAAUCCAUAAUAAAACACAUAUCGCCUUGGACUUCACCUCCCGGAUCAUUGACUUCUUUGUCAUCAAAGACGUCAGUGGAGAUCCCAGUGCUUUAGUGGUCUUAGUUGAAGAGGAGUUGGUCGUGAUUGACCUGGAGGCGCAGGGGUGGCCGGUGAUUCAGACACCUUACCUGUUUCCGCUGCACAGUUCGGCAAUCACCUGCUCACACCAUGUCGCUGCUGUCCCUGUUAAACUGUGGGAGAGAGUUCUUGCUGCCGGAGAACUACAAAAGACAAAUUACUCCAAAAAGCCAUGGCCCAUAACUGGAGGGCAGAAUUUGGCACCGGAUCCUCCCCAGAGAGAUCUUUUGCUCACAGGGCAUGAAGAUGGAACUGUGCGCUUCUGGGAUGCUUCUGGAGUCUGUCUGUAUCCGAUGUACACAUUGACCACUGCAGGAGUCUUCCACACAGACACUGACCCUAAUGACAACAUGCAUCAAGGUGCUGAAGGAGAGUGGCCACCUUUCAGAAAGGUUGGCUGCUUUGACCCCUAUAGUGAUGAUCCAAGGCUUGGCAUUCAGAAGAUUCUGCUUUGUAAAUAUAGUGGUUAUCUUACUGUUGCGGGAACAGCUGGACAGAUUCUGGUGCUGGAGAUCAAUGAUGAAGCAGCAGAACAGAUUGUAGAAGCAAAAGUUGUUGAUUUGCUGCAAGGCCAAGAAGGAUUCCGUUGGAAGGGGCAUACACGUCUAGAUGUUCGAGAAGAGCCGGUACUUUUUGAGGCAGGCUUCCAGCCCUUCACUCUGGUGCAAUGUCAGCCUCCUGCCGUCGUCACAGCUCUUUGUCUUCACUCGGAGUGGAAGCUGGUUGCUUACGGCACCAGCCAUGGCUUUGGAUUAUUUGAUUACCAACAAAGAAAUAAUGUCUUCAUUAAAUGUACUCUGAACCCAAGUGACCAGCUUGCCAUGGAGGGUCCUCUUUCCAGGGUGAAAAGCAUUAAAAAAUCACUCCGCCAGUCUUUUAGAAGAAUAAGACACAGUCGAGUCUCACUACGGAAACAUCACAUCACCAACACUGCCAAGCUCCAGGAAGCGAAUGCUCGAUUGGAGGCCGAACUGGCUGAGAUGGAGUUGGCACCUGUUCAAAGGAAGAUUGAAGCUCGUUCUUCAGAUGACUCUUUCACUGGUCUUGUGCGGAUACUUUACUUUGCUGAUACCUUCCUCUCAGACAGUUCACAUAAUACUCCUUCCCUUUGGGCAGGGACCAAUGGUGGCUGUGUAUAUGUAUUCAUACUCCGUUUUCCUUCUGUCGAGCAUAGGAUAGAUGAGCCUAUUACUGCACACCCUGCAAAGGAAAUCCAGCUCAUGCACCGUGCCCCUGUUGUUGGCCUUGUCGUAUUGGAUGGUCACGGUGUACCUCUUCCUGAGCCACUGGAAGUAGCUCAUGACCUUGCGCGUUCGCCUGAUAUGCAUGGGUCCCAUCACCUUGUUGUUAUAUCUGAGGAACAGUUCAAGGUGUUCGCCCUUCCGAAGGUGAAUGCAAAGACCAAGCUGAAGCUAACAGCUAUGGAUGGCUCUAGAGUACGGCGAGUCAGCGUGGCCUGGUUUGGCAGCAGUCGAUCGGAGGAUUAUAGCGAGAGCGACUUGGUGGUUCUGACGAAUCAAGGUGACCUGCAUGUCAUAUCGCUACCCGGAGUGAAGCUGCAGGUGCGCUACCCGUGUAUCCGCAAAGAAGAUGUAAGCGGCAUUGCUUCGUGUGUCUUCACAAAACAUGGGCAAGGCUUCUACUUGAUCUCUCCAUCUGAGUUUGAACGCUUCUCGCUGUCCAGCCGCUUCCUCGUAGAGCCUUGCUCUCUGGUGGUGCUUCCAGAUCCCUCAAUUCAAAGCACGUCAAUGCCAGAUGGAUCUUUAACACCGCUAAGACAAGCCAGCAAAGAAGUUGGGGAUUCAGACAAUUCAGCUCGACGUGUUAUGGAGCAUGCUUUGCUGAACGAUGAGAAAGUGCUGCAGGAGAUCCAGAAGUCACUAGAAGGGGACCAACUUUAGAUGAUCGCACAGUCUACCAAGAAAAAUCCUGGAACACCCGUCACUACAUUUGCCGCUUGUGACUGAUCCACCUCAAAGAUUCUUAUGUCCUUUCUUAAUGUUAUACCCAUAUUUUCUGAAGUAAAAUGUGAGGUAAAAGUUUAACAGAGGCCUUACUUAAAGGUGCUAUGAAAUGGUGACUGUGUCAAAAAUGAACAUGACUCCACUGUGAAUGUAGACAUUUGGCACUGAAAUCUUUUUUUUUUUUAAACAAUUCAUUCUGGAUGUGACAUCUAUUUGAAUAUGUUCUUUUUUAACUGGGCGGGGCCAGGGCAGCUGAGAAAGGAAGACUAAUUAGGCUUUACUAUGCCUUUUCUGUCACUUUUUUGGGUGGAUCGUUGUCCUGCUAUCCUUUUAAAUUCACUUUCAUAGCACCAUUGAGUCAAACUGUGGUUGAUGGUCAUAAACACACCAACAGCCAUUUCAGUCAAUGCAAUUGUAUUGUUUUGUUGAUGCAAUUCAAGUGCUGGAAACUUAUAUUUCCAAGUUCACAUAUGUGCCUUGAAAGUCAUAUACAGUGGUACCUCGACAUACGAAAUGAAUUAGUUCCAGAGUUGCUGUCGUAUCAUGAUUUGUUUGUAUCUUGAGCCACAUUUUACAUGUAAAUCGCCUAAUUUGUUCCAACCACUACUUGGAUGCCCCACUAGAUUUUAUAAUAGGAAUAUACAGUGCUGCUCGAAAGUUUGUGAACCCCACAGCGAUGGUCAGAUUUUUUGUAAAAAAAAAACUAAAAUAACCUUAUUAAAUGUUAAGUUAUACCCAAAUCCACAAUACUGACAUUCCAAAUAAUGGACUGAAACAAAAGAAAUAGUUAUAUUGUCAUUCUUUAUUUAACAAAAGUGGUUGAUUUAAGAAAAACUCAGAUAUCAUGUGUGCAAAAGUAUGUGAACCCCUUCAGUUAAUAGGAUAUUGCGCCUCCUUUUGCAGAGAUUACCUCAACCAAACGGUUUCUGUAGUGACUAAUCAGCCUCUCACAUCUACUUUGGGGGAUUUUUGCCCAUUCUUCCUUGCAGAACGCAGUCAGUUGAGAGAGGUUUGAUGGGCGUCUGGCAUGAACUGCUCGCUUCAGGUCCCGCCACAGCAUUUCAAUGGGAUUUAGGUCAGGACUUUGACUGGGCCAGUCCAGAACACGAAUCUUCUUCUUUUUCAGCCAUUCCUUGGUUGUAUUGCUGGAAUGCUUUGGAUCAUUAUCAUGUUGCAUGAUCCACCUUCUGCCAAGCUUUAACUUCAAAACAGAUGGCGUCAGGUUAUGUUCUAGGAUUUGACAAUAUUCCUCAGAAUUCAUGAUUCCCUGGACUAUGUGGAGUUGUCCAGGUCCUGAGGAUGAAAAGCAAGCCCAGAUCUUGACAUUCCCACCUCCAUGCUUCACUGUUGGGAGAAGGUUCUUUUGGUGGUAUGCAGUGUUGACUUUUCGCCAGACAUGGCGGUUUUGGUUGUGACCAAACAGUUCAAUUUUGCACCUACAUCAGUUGAUGAAGACUCUUUUUAAUUUAGUCUCGACAACACAACUGUUAAAAAAACAAAAAAAAACUACUGAAUUGAUUGAUUAGGAAAUCAGGUUGAAAUAAUAGAAAAUUCCAAAAUGUUGAGGGGGUUCACAAACUUUUGAGCAGCACUGUAUAUACAUAUGGCAGAAAACACUCAGGUGACUUGAAGUUCCGCUCUGAGACCCCCAAAACAGGAGGGCAUUAAAAAAAAAAAAAGUUUUUAAAAAAGCUAUCUGGAGGUGAGAGCACGCGAGAGCAGAAUUGCAGACGCCAUGACUUUAACGAGAUAUUAUCGUGUACCUACCUUGUUUCGAUCCAAAAACUCCAAGUAGUAUGUAUCACCGAGUGUCAAGACACAGCUGUGGAUGGCCACAGCCGGGUUUUGGGGGGAUUUUAUGGGUGAAACAUGGUAAUGUAACAAGGGUCGCGAUGCAGAAAUCGCAGACAUCAAGUAGUGGUCGAGAUUGUCUUUUUCUUUUUUUAUACCCUUUCAAACAUUUUUUUUUCUUAAAUUUUUCUUUGUUUGGAUCGAUUAUUUAUCAUCUAACAUAUCAGAGAAAAUGCGAAAGUAACAAAAAAAAAAUACAAUUAAGCGAUAGAUAUUAGGUAAAUAUCCGUGACUUUUUUACAGACGCCAUUUUUUUCAUUGUGACGUCAUUUGUUUAAAAGUUUAAAAUAUGAGGGCGAAUAAUUUUUUAACGUCUUUUUUUUUUUUUUUUUUUAAACUAAAUAUUAGACAUCAAUUAAUGAUUUCUAAGCUAAAAAUGACAGACACGUUGAAUAAUAAAUAUAAUUUAUUACCUUCGUUUUAUGGCUGGCUUGAAACAAAAGCGGUUGCGCGACGUCUGUAAACGGGGGUUUCCAGGGUAAAACGGACAAAUUAAAAAUAGUCCGGGGGCUUAAUGCGCCAUGAAUCUGCCAGGGCAGCAUAUAGACGUAUUGUUCUAUCAAACACAACAGUUCUUUUGGCUUAAAAUACAGCAGUGUCUGUGAAAGAGGAGUGCAAGAGCAGAAACUGCUUUUUCAGUCUUGUGUUUUCCGCCAUAUAGAUAUACACAUACAUAUAUAUAUAUUAGGGCUGUCAAAAUUAUCGCGUUAACGGGCGUUAAUUUAUUUUUUAAAUUAAUCACGUUAAAAUAUUUGACGCAAUUAACGCACCCGCUGGCAUAUUGCCUCAAACAUUACAAUGAGGCCGUUUAUGGACAUUAAGAGUGAAGGGAAUGCCACCGGCCGCUUGGGGGCAGCGCCGUUCCAUACUCAUGUUAUGUCUUCUAAACGUGGGAGAAUUAGUAGUUGUGAGACGUUCAUGCUGUAUUCACAAUGCAAUGCAAAUUGCUAUUUGUGCUCCACACAUAUUUCGGUAAGUUUUCUUUCUUUUAGUGGCAAUUAUGUGUCUCUUAUUUUAUUUUGGGUAAGAUAUGUCCAGAUACAGUGGGGAGAACAAGUAUUUGAUAC